This is a messenger RNA of Carassius auratus (goldfish), 724 nucleotides long. Its product is annotated as phospholipase B1, membrane-associated-like. Lineage: Eukaryota; Metazoa; Chordata; Actinopteri; Cypriniformes; Cyprinidae. The record is from RefSeq and is a predicted model, not a curated record. The coding region runs from base 65 to 694 and encodes 209 amino acids. The transcript is spliced from 7 exons. Gene Ontology annotation, cellular component: brush border membrane. Gene Ontology annotation, molecular function: retinyl-palmitate esterase activity; A2-type glycerophospholipase activity; phosphatidylcholine lysophospholipase A1 activity. Gene Ontology annotation, biological process: phospholipid metabolic process.
UUAAAUUUAUGUUCUCUAUUUAUACACCCAGUCCCUGUUUUCAGUGGAGAACUUUGUCCAUUACAUGACUGUGUCCUUGGAAAUGCUGAUGAAUGAGGUGCCUCGAAUGAUAGUGAACGUGGUCCAGAUACUGCCGAUGGAGACCCUGAGGGAAGUACAGAAACCCACGCCAGGAUGUCUGCUCCAAAGGUCAUUCUGCUCCUGUCUGGUCAAGCCAGCUGCGGGAUCGGCUGAUCUGAAGGAGCUUGUUGGAGUCAACCUAGAAUUCCAGAAAGCACUGGAGCAGCUCUUGUACACUGACCGCUUCUUUAAGAAUGACUUUGCUGUAGUUUUGCAGCCGUUCCUGAAACAUGCAGAUCCUCCAAGACUCCCUAAUGGGAAGAUUGACAUGAGCUUUUUUACUCCGGACUGUUUCCACUUCACCAUGAAAGGACAUGAGGAGCUAGCCAAGGGACUGUGGAACAACAUGUUUCAACUUGAGGGGGAGAAGUUCAUGGUGGAGAGCUUUUCAAACCCUAUUGAGCUCAUUUGCCCCCCUGUGAGUCAUCCGUACAUUUACACCAGACCCAGUGUUGUAAAAUCAGGCCCAUCACUUCCUGAGAUGCCCCAGUCAGCUGGCAUCAGACUAAUUGUUCUCUACCUCAUCUUGGCUUUCCUUCCACUGUGGUUGGCUGUUAAUCUGGCCUCCUUGUAGGACAUCCAUAUGGAUUAUUGUGGUACAUCA